AUGUCAUAUAGCCGUGGCUUCAUCAUCUUACGUCUUGUUAUGUUUAUUUCCUUUCUUUCUGGUUUUGUUUUGAAGAUCAACGGUUCUUAUGAUCAUGCAAGAGACAUCAAAAUCCACAGUGAUCGGAAACGUAUUCUCGCUGGUUCCAAAUCUGAAGAAUGGCCUCCAACAGGCAAGGAAUAUGUACUUUGUGGGAUUCAUAAACUACCUGAAAAUGGUCCUUUUUCUUCUCCCAUGUGCGAUAAAGGAUAUGUUAUUAGUGAGAUCAAAUUCGCCGACUACGGUCAGCCCACAGGUUCAUGUGAAACGUUUAAACGUGGAAAAUGUGGUGCACCCGCUACUUUACAGAUCGUCAAAAAGAAUUGUAUUGGAAAAGAAGAGUGCUGGCUUCCUGUGACAGACGACAUGUUUGGGCCGACUCAUUGCAAAGGACCUAUCAGUUUCGCUUUUUUGGGUACUUUAAGGACCUUUGCUAGAUAG
Molecule: messenger RNA, 480 nt
Organism: Eutrema salsugineum
Lineage: Eukaryota; Viridiplantae; Streptophyta; Magnoliopsida; Brassicales; Brassicaceae
Product: beta-galactosidase 2
Exons: 3
Coding region: 1-480 (159 amino acids)
Molecular function (GO): carbohydrate binding
Source: RefSeq, a predicted model, not a curated record